AUAACCAGGCAACCAAUGAAACUGGUUGGAGUAGAUGGCAUCCCUUCUGCCUCGCCCAAUUGCAUCGUUUUCAACAUCCAAAAACCGAAAUCAGAGGGUUAGAUAAGACAAAAAUCACCCGACGAGAAAGCGCUGUUGUCUUCUCCCGCUUCUUGCCAGACACGUCAAUCAUAUUGCAAUAGGCUACGCAGUUAUGGUUGCAUCUCAAAUAAAGAAAACAUUAAGGAGCAUGAAAGCAAUGGACAAAACACCGCUAGCAGAAGAUGCGUAUGAUGAUGCUCCGAAAGAGGGCCCGGAACCUUCAAGACAAAUAGUCUGGAGAAACGUUGUGUUAAUGUCUCUAUUACACAUAGGAGCGCUUUAUGGACUGAUCCUUAUUCCAUCCACCUCUUCCUUAACCCUCAUGUGGAGUGGGGUGUGUUUCAUGAUAAGUGCUCUAGGAAUUACUGCUGGUGUCCAUCGCCUUUGGAGCCACAGGUCCUACAAAGCCUCACUGCCAUUGCGGAUCUUCCUAGCAGUCGCAAACUCUAUGGCUUUUCAGAAUGAUAUCUAUGAGUGGGCCAGAGAUCAUCGCGUUCACCAUAAGUUUUCGGAGACCGAUGCAGACCCCCACAAUGCUCGGAGGGGAUUUUUCUUCGCUCACAUUGGCUGGCUGCUGGUCCGUAAACACCCAGAUGUUAUUAAGAAAGGAAGCAGGCUGGAUCUCAGUGAUCUUGAAGCAGAUGGAGUUGUAAUGUUUCAGAGGAGAUAUUACAAGUUGUCUGUGGUGGUGGUGUGUUUCCUUAUCCCCACGGUUGUACCAUGGUUCUUUUGGCAAGAGAGUCUUUGGGUGGGUUACCUCAUCCCUGGUCUGUUGAGAUACACAGUUGUCCUCAAUGUGAGCUGGCUGGUCAACAGUGCAGCUCACAUGUGGGGAAUGAGACCCUAUGACCAAAACAUCAACCCUAGAGAGAACAAACUGGUUGCCUUCAGUGCCAUUGGUGAAGGGUUUCACAACUACCAUCACACAUUCCCACAUGAUUAUGCUACAAGUGAGUUUGGCAGUCGACUGAAUGUGACCAAAGCAUUCAUAGACCUCAUGUGCUACUUUGGCCUGGCCUCGGACUGCAGAAAGAUGCCCCGUGAGACCAUCAUGGCCCGUGUUAAACGCACCGGUGAUGGCAGCCACAAAAGUGGUUAAAUUAUUAAUUUCGUAUACUGAACGAAAAAGUUACGGUAAGCCAAAAUGUAUAAAUGCAUUAGCAGCAUUUCACAGUGUUCAGUGAAGGUUACGUAUCCACUUUCAUAAGAUGAGAAAUUCCAGAGUGCAUAAGACUAACAUUCAUUCUGAAAACCUUUUUUCCUUUUCAUGAUGUGUUUUGGAGUAUGAGGAUGGGUUGUUUAUGAUAAAAAACAUACAUUGAGAGAAUAAUUAUGCCGCAGUCUGCCUCAAGUGGCAGGAGAUGGUACUACUUUGUGUGUCUCAUUGCAGCUCUCUCAGGUUGACCCAUGUAUUUUUUUUGGAUAAACUGCUCUGAAGUAGAAAUAGAAUUCCAGCAUGAUAUUAAGUUGUAAAAUUAAGAUGACAUGAUAUUAAUAAUCACCUGGCUUUAUUUUGCAUUCUCUGGUUUCUAGUGAUAAAAGCUGCUAUUUGAAAUAUGAUUAACUCUAAGUAUAAGCUCUUAGUCACAAGUCUGGAGUGUUGCUGUGCCACAGAAAAUGGGUCUUGAGGGUUAUUUGGUAAUCUUAAUGUAACCAAACAUUUUCAUAUUAAUACAUAAUAUAAUUGCAUUGAGCUUUAGAAUAAUAACCUUUUAUCAGUACGGACAGCAUAAAUGGAAAUGUUGUGGAUCAUUCAUCUUCUGGCAUUGUUGUUAGAAACAUUGGCGAUAACCAUGAAAUGAUGCUAAAUACCAAGUCAAAAGUCACAUUUUGGAUAAAUGGUGCUAAUGAUGAGGAAUUUCCUAAUUCACCACAAACUUUUAAGUAACAUUUAUCAUUUUAAUACACCUGACAAAUAUGAUGAACAGGUGUAUGGUGACAUGUUUUAAAACAAUUGCGCUUAAGCAACACGUGCUAUAAUAUUUAGUUUAUCUGUUGAGGUAACCGUAGUAUAGGCUAUUAAUCCAUUACAGAUUUAAUAUGGGACUUUUAUUUGUCUUUAUAAAUGGAACAUUUAUAUAUUUAAAAGUUCAUGACAUGCCUUUUGUCUUAAAAAAUAAAUACAUUCAACUAUUUUGCCUAUACUCAAAAUUGGAACACAAAGAUGAUGAUGCCUAACUUUCCAAUUUUCCAAGUGGGCUUUUCUCGACUCUUCUCUGAAAAAUGAAUAACCAAUUGCUCGCUCAAAAUACACA
Triplophysa rosa is the source of this 2336-nucleotide messenger RNA. It is a transcript of the gene scdb, whose product is annotated as stearoyl-CoA desaturase b. Gene Ontology annotation, molecular function: stearoyl-CoA 9-desaturase activity; palmitoyl-CoA 9-desaturase activity; iron ion binding. Lineage: Eukaryota; Metazoa; Chordata; Actinopteri; Cypriniformes; Nemacheilidae. The transcript is spliced from 6 exons. Gene Ontology annotation, cellular component: endoplasmic reticulum membrane. The coding region runs from base 194 to 1180 and encodes 328 amino acids. The record is from RefSeq and is a predicted model, not a curated record. Gene Ontology annotation, biological process: response to fatty acid; unsaturated fatty acid biosynthetic process.